Messenger RNA from Heterobilharzia americana, 684 nucleotides. The record is from the annotation of a GenBank genome assembly. Lineage: Eukaryota; Metazoa; Platyhelminthes; Trematoda; Strigeidida; Schistosomatidae.
AUGUCAAUCGGAGGUGGCUAUAAUUAUUCAUAUAUCUUCAAAUAUAUAAUUGUUGGCGACAUGGGAGUAGGGAAAAGCUGUCUUAUGCACCAGUUUACAGAAAAAAAGUUUAUCCCUGAUUGCCCGCAUACAAUCGGUGUUGAGUUUGCUACGAAAAUAGUGGAAGUAAAUGAUCAAAAAGUAAAGAUCCAAAUAUGGGAUACCGCUGGGCAAGAGCGCUUCAGGGCCGUUACUCGGUCAUACUAUCGGGGCGCUGCUGGGGCACUUCUUGUGUACGAUAUUACUCGAAAGCCAACUUUUAACCGAAUUCAGACGUGGUUAACAGACGCUCGGCGGCUGACUUCACCCAACACAGUCAUAUUCCUUAUCGGGAAUAAGGCGGACCUGGAAGAGCAGCGUGACGUCACUUAUGAGGAGGCUAAACAGUUAGCUGAAGAAAAUGGUCUUAUGUUCUUGGAAUGUAGCGCAAAGUCAGGUGCCAAUGUAGAAAAUGUGUUCAUCGAAACUGCUCGAAAAAUAUUCCAAAAUGUUCAAGAUGGAAGUGUAUAUCUUAACAGCGUCGAUGGAGGCGUAUUAAGUAAAGGCUCACUGGCUGCAGGCACUGGUCGAAAUAAUGUUGAGCUUAGCAUUCAACUUCAAGCGAUAGUGGAACUCGACAAGGCGGAUGUGCUUGUUGAACUGUGA